Messenger RNA from Trichomycterus rosablanca, 2357 nucleotides. It is a transcript of the gene ddx6, whose product is annotated as DEAD (Asp-Glu-Ala-Asp) box helicase 6. Lineage: Eukaryota; Metazoa; Chordata; Actinopteri; Siluriformes; Trichomycteridae. Gene Ontology annotation, biological process: P-body assembly; negative regulation of translation; cytoplasmic stress granule assembly. The transcript has 14 exons. The coding region runs from base 425 to 1876 and encodes 483 amino acids. The record is from RefSeq and is a predicted model, not a curated record. Gene Ontology annotation, molecular function: ATP binding; mRNA binding; RNA helicase activity. Gene Ontology annotation, cellular component: cytoplasmic stress granule; P-body.
GCUUCACGUAGCAGUUUGGAAUUAAUAAAUCUCGAACCUGUCGAUGAGCUUUAACUAAUUUGGUUGAAAAAAAGCAUCAUUCUGAAAAGUAACAAGUGGAUGCGAAAAAUAUCUGAAGUGACUGUCUGGUUGUUUAGCCUCUGACUUGUUUUUGAGGCUAUAAUUUUCAGCGGGUGGAACUUUUUUCAAAGAAUUCCAGUUUAUUUUCUGUGUGCAUAAUCUUCAGCGGAUUCCUUGAGUGACAUUUGCAUUCGCAAAAGACUGCUAUCUUGAGGAACCUGUGAAAGUUAUUUUUUGGACUUUGUGUAUUGGACUGUGGAAAGGACAACUUUAAAUCGUUUUGAAAGCUUGUUGAACAAAAGAAGAUAUCUUCCAGUGUUUAGUUCACUCUUCUGGGGAGAAAGAAAAAACAAACUGAGCAUACAUGAGUACAGCCAGAACAGAAAACCCAGUUAUUCUGGGCUUGAAUCCAAAUGGCCAAAUGAGAGGCUCUGUGAAGCCAGUAGGUGGACCUGGUGGGGGUGGAGGGGGCACUCAGAUGACGCAGCCCACUCAGAUUAAAGCUUCCAGCACAAUCAACAACGGAAACUCUCAGCCUGUGACAACAGCAAACACAGUCAUUAAACCUGGGGAUGACUGGAAGAAGAAUUUAAAGCUUCCCCCGAAGGAUAUGCGCAUGAAAACUUCUGAUGUGACGGCUACCAAGGGAAAUGAAUUUGAAGAUUACUGCCUAAAACGAGAACUGUUGAUGGGCAUUUUCGAGAUGGGAUGGGAGAAACCAUCGCCUAUACAGGAGGAGAGCAUUCCUAUUGCUUUGUCUGGAAGGGACAUUCUGGCUAGGGCAAAGAAUGGCACAGGCAAGAGUGGCGCCUACCUCAUUCCCUUACUUGAACGUAUUGAUCUAAAGAAGGAUAGCAUACAAGCGGUGGUCAUCGUUCCCACUAGAGAACUGGCUCUACAGGUAAGCCAGAUCUGCAUCCAGGUCAGCAAACACAUGGGUGGAGUUAAGGUCAUGGCAACCACAGGUGGAACCAACCUCCGUGAUGACAUUAUGAGGCUUGAUGAGACAGUACAUGUUGUCAUUGCUACUCCUGGAAGGAUUUUGGAUCUCAUCAAAAAAGGUGUGGCCAAAGUUGGCCAAGUGCAGAUGAUUGUAUUGGACGAGGCAGACAAACUCCUGUCUCAGGACUUUGUGCAGAUGAUGGAGGAGAUUUUGAGCUUUUUGCCUAAACAAAGGCAAAUUCUGCUGUAUUCUGCAACCUUCCCACUAAGUGUACAGAAGUUUAUGACCUCCUAUCUGCAGAAGCCUUAUGAGAUAAACCUCAUGGAGGAGCUAACACUGAAGGGUGUGACCCAGUAUUACGCAUAUGUGACAGAAAGGCAGAAAGUUCAUUGCCUUAAUACUCUCUUUUCUAGACUCCAGAUCAAUCAGUCCAUAAUCUUCUGUAACUCAUCCCAACGAGUGGAGCUCCUGGCCAAAAAGAUCUCACAGCUGGGUUAUUCUUGUUUCUACAUUCAUGCCAAGAUGAGACAGGAACACAGGAACCGCGUAUUCCACGAUUUCAGAAAUGGCUUGUGCCGAAAUCUUGUCUGCACAGAUUUGUUCACGAGAGGAAUUGACAUUCAAGCUGUGAAUGUGGUCAUUAACUUUGAUUUUCCUAAACUGGGCGAGACAUACCUUCAUCGUAUUGGCAGAUCUGGUCGUUUUGGGCACUUGGGUUUGGCCAUUAACUUGAUCACUUAUGAUGACCGCUUUAACUUGAAGGGCAUUGAAGAGCAGCUGGGAACAGAAAUUAAGCCCAUUCCCAGCAGCAUUGACAAGAGUUUAUAUGUGGCAGAGUAUCACAGUGAAAGUAGUGAGGAGGUCAAGCUGUGAGAAGAGGUUGUUGGUCCCCAGCUUUCACCAGACCCUUCACCCAUUUCCCUUUUUCUCAUUGUGUCUUGGGGACUUUUUUAUCUUUCAUAUGCCCCCCCCCCCCUUCCUUUCCUUUUUUGUGCCACCAUAAGUAAAAUUCAUUAAAGCAGGACAGUUAUGAGGGGGAAGAAAAAUCAUGGCUAUUUAAAAGGACUGCUGCACUUCUCAACAUUGGAGGUCAUAAAGGACUGUAUGAAAAAGAGAGAAAUGAAAAGAGAGCAAAAGGCACUUUUUUUAAUUUUAUUUAUUGUUUGAAGAAAGUGUGAUUAAUCCCCAAACUGUACAUCUGCUGACCUUCACACCCAGGUCUUUUCAUCCUGCUCUGCAGCACGGCUUCUGUUUCCAUGGAUUUGGUUACUUGUAUGAAGUGCCUUAACAGUCAAACUUGUUAAAUGUCAUUUUUUUCUUUCCCUCGUCAUCUGGCACCAGCCAUAAUUUGGAA